This is a messenger RNA of Rhincodon typus (whale shark), 2874 nucleotides long. RefSeq names its product potassium voltage-gated channel subfamily B member 2. Gene Ontology annotation, biological process: potassium ion transmembrane transport; protein homooligomerization. The transcript is spliced from 2 exons. Gene Ontology annotation, molecular function: protein binding; delayed rectifier potassium channel activity. NCBI's taxonomy places the organism in Eukaryota, Metazoa, Chordata, Chondrichthyes, Orectolobiformes, Rhincodontidae. Gene Ontology annotation, cellular component: voltage-gated potassium channel complex; membrane. The coding region runs from base 205 to 2874 and encodes 889 amino acids. The record is from RefSeq and is a predicted model, not a curated record.
UUAAUACACACCAAGCACUCGCAUGUUGUUUUUUCCUUGUCGCUUCGACAAUGCUAGGAGCUGUGUGAGCGGACCCCGUGCGUACUUUAUAAUUGAUCAUUUUGGAUUUAUUCCCACGCGAGAACUUGAUUUCUGGCCAUCAUUCUGUUUAGGAUCGUCUAUUUUGAUUUUGGUUUUGCACAAUAAUCUCCGGAUUGAUCUGCUAUGGCAGGAAGGAGCCCAACAGCAAUGCUUAAGAAAGCAUCCCGAUCCACAACCUCCCUUCCCCCGGAGCCCAUGGAGAUUAUCAGGAGCAAGGCUUGUUCAAGGAGGGUGAGAAUCAAUGUUGGGGGACUUAACCACGAAGUCUUGUGGAGGACAUUGGAAAGAUUACCCCGGACUCGUCUGGGGAAACUGAGGGAUUGCAACACCCACGAAUCCCUCUUGGAAACCUGCGAUGAUUACAACCUCGACGAAAACGAGUACUUUUUUGAUCGGCACCCGGGGGCUUUCACGUCGAUUCUGAAUUUCUACCGCACGGGAAAACUGCACAUGAUGGAGGAGAUGUGCGCCCUGUCCUUCGGCCAGGAGCUUGACUACUGGGGGAUUGACGAGAUCUACUUGGAGUCCUGCUGCCAAGCCAGGUACCACCAGAAAAAGGAGCAAAUGAACGAGGAACUGAGGCGUGAGGCUGAGACCAUGAGGGAGAGAGAAGGCGAGGAGUUUGACAACUCUUGCUGCCCGGAUAAAAGGAGGAAGUUGUGGGAUUUGCUGGAAAAACCUGGCUCUUCGGUCGCUGCUAAGAUCUUGGCUAUCAUAUCCAUCUUAUUCAUCGUCUUGUCAACUAUUGCUUUGUCUCUCAACACACUUCCUGAACUUCAGGACAAAGAUGAGUUUGGACACCCCAAUGACAAUCCACAACUUGCCCAUGUUGAAGCAGUGUGUAUUGCAUGGUUCACAAUGGAAUACCUUUUGCGCUUCUUAUCAUCACCAAAUAAGUGGAAGUUUUUCAAAGGUCCACUAAAUGUCAUUGAUCUUUUAGCUGUCUUGCCAUAUUAUAUCACAAUUUUUCUCACUGAGUCAAACAAGAGUGUGCUCCAAUUCCAGAAUGUUAGACGAGUAGUUCAAAUUUUCCGGAUCAUGCGAAUACUACGAAUUCUUAAACUGGCCCGACAUUCAACAGGUCUACAGUCACUAGGUUUUACUCUCAGAAGGAGCUAUAACGAACUAGGUUUGCUAAUAUUGUUUUUGGCUAUGGGCAUUAUGAUAUUUUCAAGCUUGGUAUUUUUUGCUGAGAAGGAUGAAGAUGCCACAAAGUUUACAAGCAUUCCUGCAUCUUUUUGGUGGGCCACUAUCACCAUGACAACAGUCGGAUAUGGGGAUAUAUAUCCUAAAACACUGUUAGGGAAAAUAGUUGGGGGUCUUUGUUGCAUUGCUGGAGUACUAGUGAUAGCUUUGCCAAUACCAAUCAUUGUAAACAACUUCUCAGAGUUCUACAAAGAACAGAAAAGGCAAGAGAAAGCAAUUAAGAGACGAGAAGCCCUUGAAAGAGCCAAAAGGAAUGGAAGUAUUGUCUCAAUGAACUUGAAAGAUGCAUUUGCUCGCAGUAUAGAACUUAUGGAUAUUGUGGUUGAGAAAGGAAAGGAUAAUGCAAUUAAACAAGAAAAGCCCAUGGACAAUCACCUUUCACCAAGCAACUGGAGGUGGAGAAUGUCUGAAACAAGCCCUAAUAAGUCUUUUGAGUCUAAAUAUCAGGAGCUAAGCAGGCAUAACUCAAGUGAGCAGUUAAAUAACCCCAUUCGUAGCCCACAGCAUCUGAAUGCACUAAAGCUGGAGGAAAUAUAUAAUCAAAUGACAAAGACACCAUCUCAGACAAAUAUUAACAGCAGCAAGAUAGAGCAGCCCAUUAAAUCACCCAUACAUGAAGAAGAACUAGAAAUGGAAGAAGUUCCGUACUCCAACGACCCAUUGCUCACUGCUCCCGCAGAACCAAUAUUGGACAUGCGGAGUAUCUCUAGCAUUGAUAGCUUUGCAAGUUGUACCGCUGACUUUACUGAAGCUGAUAGGUUUUCACACCCUUCAAAAAUGACUGAGACAGUGCACUUGAGAUGGAUGGCUUGUCCUGGUUCCCUGAAUGAGCAUCAGUCUUUCAUUACCAGGGAAAACACCAAGCUCAUAGAUGGAACUUGUGAACCAAAUGCGAAUGAAACUUAUAGUUUAGGUGUAGAGCAGCCAGGGUGCUCCAAUUUCAAUCGCACAUUGGAAAGCCCCAAGAGCUCACUGAAAGGUAGGAAUCCUAUGAAAUCCAGGCCACUCAAAGUGAAUUUUAUGGAAAUGAAAAGUGAUACUCCUCAGACACCAUCAAGUACAGCUAGACCUUUACCAGUAAUAGUAACAGAUUUAUUAUCUACACCUAAGGAUAUCAGUACCACUCUGCUAGAGGAGAAUUCUUCUGAGGAUCAGAGGCUACCCUUGGGAACCGAUAUACCAGUUUCCCAUAAGACAUCCAGUGAAGAAUCACCACAACCACUGCCUGAGCAGAGAUAUUUUGCAUUCCAAACACCAGGAACAAAGGGCUGUGAUGAUGUAGACAGCGGUGAAGGUGAAGAGUUACUGGUAAAAGAAGAGGCACAUCACAAUAACCAGCAGGAGAACAGCUCCUGUGGGGAGCAUGAUAAGCACAACAAGAAUGAAAACCACAUCAAAGAUGUGUCUGUGGCAGAUGCUGUUUCUCCAAAAUACAGCAGUCAAAACUGCACACACACUGCAGCAGGAGAUGGCAGUAAAGAUGAUAGCCACGCUGGAUACAAAAUGGAAAAUCACAUGUUCACACCAGAAAUUCAUGUGACACCUGGGGAAGGCAGUUUUUCUUCCUCAUGCGAAACCAGCAUGUGA